Alternaria rosae is the source of this 765-nucleotide messenger RNA. Its product is annotated as heterokaryon incompatibility protein-domain-containing protein. The transcript is spliced from 2 exons. The record is from RefSeq and is a predicted model, not a curated record. NCBI's taxonomy places the organism in Eukaryota, Fungi, Ascomycota, Dothideomycetes, Pleosporales, Pleosporaceae. The coding region runs from base 199 to 597 and encodes 132 amino acids.
CCCGAGCUUCUUCCCUCGCUUCUAUUCUCAUACACGACUUCACUCAGCUGCUUUGCUCUUUGCUGCGUUCCCUUCUAUGAGGCGCCGGAUACGAUCUGAGCUCCAACUUGAGUUCGUAUUCAUGCCCGGUCACACUAAUCAGCCUUUUAGUUUCCUGAGGCGGAUGAUUCCGACAACGUAGUCGGUAACGCAACGAGAAUGCCGCGAACCUCCGAUCUUUACAACUACAGAGAACUAGAGGCAACAAAGCAGCAGAUAAAUCUAGCGAAAUUGUUGCGAUCUCCACCUGCGACAGAUACACUACCCAAUCGUGGCAUCAUCCACUGUGAACUUGAGACAUUUGAUAUCGACGCUGCACCCGAGUUCAUUGCUCUAUCGUAUACUUGGGGUGAUUCAUCAGCGACACAGUAUAUCCUCAUCGACAACAAGUCAUUCAUCGUUAGGAUGAAUCUGUUCGAUUUUCUUUCCGUAUUUCGCUCAGACGAUACUAAUACCUGUUAUCUCUGGAUCGAUCAGAUCUGUAUAAAUCAGCAGGAUACGUCAGAAAGCAACCAUCAAGUUUGCCUGAUGGCUCGAAUGUACUCCGAAUGCAUCUAAGUCAUCGCCUGAUUAGAUCUGUCUUCGUCAAGAGCGGCGCGAAGGUACUCCAACAAUAAAACCGUCGAGAAUACUGAGGCUAUCUUGAGAAACCGCUACUUCAUGCGUCUGUGGAUCGUACAGGAAGUAAUGCUCCCUAAGAAAGCACAUACCAUGUGCGGUCAUGUC